AAAUGUAUAUAUAUAUAUAUAUAUAAUAUAUAAAAAAAAUAUAUAUAUAUAAAAUAUAAAUAAUACACGUGUAAUUUAUGUAAAGUAAUUAAUAAACUUCUGUAUUUAUAUCGUUAAAUUAAUAAUUAAAACUUUUUAUAUAAAUUCACAUGUAUUUUAUUUCAUGACAAUAAUUUCAACAUUCAUUAAACGUUUUUGUAUUACUAAUUAAAUAAUAUUGAUUUUUUCACAAACUAAAAAGAUAUUACUAUGGAUGCUGAUUUAUAUGAUGAAUUUGGAAAUUAUAUUGGUCCUGAUUUGGCUUCUGAUAGUGAAGAUGAAAAUGAAUAUGGAAAUGCUGGAGAUGAAGCAGAAGAUAGAGAACGAUCGGAUGAAGAAAUGGAAGAAGACAAAGAUGAAACUAGAGAGCAAUCAGAUCAAGGCAAUUCUAUGGCAGUUGUAUUACACGAAGAUAAAAGAUAUUAUCCAAGUGCUUUAGAAGUUUAUGGGCCAGAGGUAGAAACAUUGGUACAAGAAGAAGAUGCACAACCAUUAGAUAAACCAUUAAUAGCACCAACAAGAAAACCAAAGUUUCAAAUAAAACAACAACAACUUCCAGAAACAACGUAUAGUAUAGAAUUUUUAGCAGAUAUGAUGGAUGCACCCCAUCUCAUACGUAAUGUCGUUUUACUUGGUCAUUUACAUCAUGGCAAAACUACUUUGGUCGAUUGUCUAGUGAGACAGACUCAUCCCUAUCUACACAGUGUUACAGAUGAAAAACCUUUAAGAUAUACGGAUACAUUAUUCACGGAACAACAGCGAGGAGUAUCGACGAAAGCAACACCUGUAACUUUAUUGUUGCAAGAUGUGAAAUCAAAAUCUUAUCUUUUAAAUAUAUUUGAUACUCCUGGUCACGUAAAUUUUUCUGACGAGGCAACAGCAGCAAUACGUUUAUCCGAUGGUGCGAUAUUGAUCGUCGAUGCUGCUGAAGGGGUUAUGUUAAACACAGAACGUUUAUUAAAACACGCGCUUCAGGAAAAACUUGCGUUAACAGUUUGCAUAAAUAAGAUAGAUCGACUCAUUCUAGAAUUAAAAUUACCUCCAUUAGACGCGUAUUAUAAAUUAAGACACAUCAUCGAAGAAAUUAAUGGACUUAUAGCGCUAUAUUCGGAUUCUGAAAAUCCAUCUUUUGUAUCCCCUGCAAUCGGAAACGUGUGUUUCGCGAGUUCAGAAUACAAUGUCUGUUUCACUUUGAAAUCAUUCGCAGCACUUUAUGCUAGAACUCAUCCCACUCUUAAUGCUAAUGAAUUUGCGAAACGGUUAUGGGGAGAUAUAUAUUUUAACUCGAAAACGCGAAAAUUUACAAAAAAACCACCGCAUAAUACCGCACAACGCAGCUUUAUCGAAUUUAUUCUUGAACCAUUGUACAAAAUUUUCGCCCAAGUUGUUGGCGAUGUUGACACAACUUUACCUGAUGUACUAGAUGAAUUAGGAAUAAGACUAACAUCGGAAGAAAUGAAAAUGAAUAUUAGGCCUCUGUUGAGGUUGGUGUGCACACGCUUUUUAGGAGAUAUGUGCGGAUUGGUCGAUAUGUGUGUAGCCCACGUUCCCAGUCCUCAAUCACAUGCACCGGUUAAGGUUCAACAUGUAUAUACAGGCCCUAUGGAUUCACCUCUCGCGCAAAAUAUGAUUAAUUGCGAUCCUAAUGGAAGAUUAAUGAUUCAUAGUACAAAAAUGUAUCCUACCGAAGAUUGUACGUUAUUUGUUGUCCUCGGAAGAGUAAUGUCAGGUACACUCGAGGCGGGACAACGCGUUCGCGUAUUAGGCGAAGCGUAUUCGCGUACUGAUGAAGAAGAUUCUCGAGUUCUGACCGUGGGAAGAUUAUGGAUUAGCGAGGCACGCUAUUCAAUAGAAUUAAACAGAGUUCCCGCAGGCAAUUGGGUUCUUAUCGAGGGUAUAGACAGGCCAAUCGUAAAAACAAGCACGAUUACUGAUCUCACAAAUUCAGACGAUUUACAUAUUUUCCGCCCGCUAAAAUUCAAUACACAGAGCGUGAUUAAAAUUGCGGUCGAACCUGUCAAUCCAUCAGAAUUGCCAAAAAUGUUAGAUGGUCUGAGAAAAGUGAAUAAAAGUUAUCCUUUGUUGGGUACCAGAGUCGAAGAAAGCGGCGAACACGUCGUCUUAGGCACUGGUGAAUUAUAUUUAGAUUGCGCGAUGCACGACUUGCGACGUAUGUAUUCGGAGAUCGAUAUAAAAGUCGCAGAUCCUGUUGUUGCUUUCGCUGAGACAGUGGUAGAAACGAGUUCUCUCAAGUGUUUCGCUGAAACACCUAAUAAACGGAAUAAAUUGACGAUGAUAGCCGAGCCGCUCGAGAGAGGCCUUGCGGAGGAUAUCGAGGCGGAACAUGUUAAAAUCACAUGGAACAAAAAACGAUUAGGAGAAUUUUUUCAAACGAAAUAUGACUGGGAUUUGCUAGCUGCGCGAAGCAUAUGGGCAUUCGGUCCAGACGCUACGGGUCCUAAUAUUUUAGUCGAUGAUACUUUGCCAUCGGAAGUAGACAAAACGUUGUUGAAUAGCGCUCGCGAUGCUAUUAUUCAAGGUUUUCAGUGGGGAACUCGAGAAGGCCCUCUCUGCGAGGAACCAAUUCGAAACGUGAAGUUUAAAAUUUUGGAUGCCGUAAUUGCCCAAGAACCUCUUCAUCGAGGAGGUGGUCAAAUAAUUCCAACCGCCAGAAGAGUAGCAUACUCUGCUUUUCUCAUGGCAACGCCCAGGUUGAUGGAGCCAUAUUUAUUCGUCGAAGUUCAAGCGCCUGCGGAUUGCGUAUCGGCAGUUUAUACUGUACUGGCUAAGAGAAGAGGUCACGUGACCCAAGACGCUCCCGUUCCUGGAAGUCCUUUAUAUACUAUCAAAGCGUUCAUUCCAGCAAUCGAUAGUUUCGGAUUCGAGACCGAUUUACGAACUCACACGCAAGGCCAAGCGUUCUGCCUGUCCGUAUUUCAUCAUUGGCAAAUCGUACCUGGCGAUCCAUUGGACAAAAGUAUUACGAUUCGACCACUCGAGCCACAACCAGCUACACAUUUAGCUAGAGAAUUUAUGUUGAAGACAAGAAGACGGAAAGGACUCUCCGAAGAUGUAUCUAUCAAUAAAUUCUUCGAUGAUCCUAUGUUACUUGAAUUAGCCAGACAAGACGUUCUACUGAAUUAUCCAUUAUAAAAUGUUUCCAAGUAAUUUCAACUUUAAUAUGAGAAUUUAUCUAUACCCAAUAAAUAAUUAAUUUUAUAUAAUAA
This is a messenger RNA of Apis cerana (Asiatic honeybee), 3266 nucleotides long. Its product is annotated as 116 kDa U5 small nuclear ribonucleoprotein component. The record is from RefSeq and is a predicted model, not a curated record. Gene Ontology annotation, cellular component: U2-type catalytic step 2 spliceosome; U4/U6 x U5 tri-snRNP complex; cytosol. Gene Ontology annotation, biological process: mRNA splicing, via spliceosome. Lineage: Eukaryota; Metazoa; Arthropoda; Insecta; Hymenoptera; Apidae. Gene Ontology annotation, molecular function: GTP binding; U5 snRNA binding; GTPase activity.